Molecule: messenger RNA, 4059 nt
Organism: Chelonoidis abingdonii (Abingdon island giant tortoise)
Lineage: Eukaryota; Metazoa; Chordata; Testudines; Testudinidae
Gene: EFCAB12
Product: EF-hand calcium binding domain 12
Source: RefSeq, a predicted model, not a curated record
UCCCCGCCCACGGGCCGGCGCGGUGGAGCUAGGUGCGGACUUGGCCAGCCUGGUCCGGGAGCAGCCAGGUAGGACAGGACUCUGGAAGUCUCCGCUGCUUUGCAGCUGCAUGGGGAGGCGAAGGUGCCAGCGCCACGCCCAUUAGCAGCCCCUUCUCGCUAAGAACUGGUCUGCUUUGGCUUGACUCUGCUGAGAUUGUUUAGCUUGAGACGCUGGGUCUGCUGGCUACAGCAGGGACCUUAGCAGCUGUCACUCACUCUAGCCUCAGCAUAGUAAUGCCUGCUCUCCAGUCAAGCGUUUUCUUGAGGUUGUCAGCUUGGCAUUAGGAACAUCAAACUGGCUGGUCUGGUUCUUGACGUAGUGACUAAAUAUUUUAUAAAAUGGAGCAAAUUUGAUUUUGCGGAUGGCUGCAGGAAACGCAAGACGGAUGCUACCACUUACACUCGUUCUAAAGCAAUAUGAAGCACUAGAAAAUUAGCAUGAUAACCUGAGCCUCUUCCCGGGUUGUGAUGGCAUGCCCUGUAAUUUGUGAGUACUAAUCAACACAAAUGAGGACUAGAGAGAUCCCAGAGUUCAGGAGCCUGUUGUGUGAUGAAUUAUUGUGUUUUUUACUGUCUUUUACUGGACCACAACUAAAGAGUAAUACAAGAUCAGCCCAUUUCUAACUCCAUAUUGACACUCCUCCCCAACCACUCUUGUGAGGAAAUAGUUAUAAUACCAAGCUUUCACACUACACUUUUCAUUCCUAGAUCUCAAAGUGCAUUACAAGUAGUUCAGUAUCAUUAUCCCCAUUUUACAGGUGUCACCCAGCAGGUCAGUGGCAGAGCCAAGAAUUGAACCCAAGUCUCUUGAGUCCCUGUCCAGUACUCUGAAAAGGAAAUUUCACAUGAUUAAUUUCUUAUAUUUUAUUAUAAAGGAGGCCUGCACUGUCUGCACAGUAGUGUCCAUCUAGCUUCUUUUUUAUUGUAUCACGCAUUAUUUCAUUUUAGCUUUGGAAGGUCAUAUCUGAUUUCAGCUCCUUGUCAUUUUUUUAAGGACCAUAUAAAUAUUUUGAAGCAAAAUUUCAAAGCAAAAUUAACGCAAUUGAGUUUGACACACUGAAUUUUGAAACAAUUUAUCUGGUUUUAGUUAAGGGGACACCAUGACUGGGGAAGAUUUGCUCAAAGACACUACCAGCGUCAAGCCAGAACUGGUUUUACAGCACUGUUUUAAACAAUACAAACUCAGAGAUUUGUAUCCAAAGUUUUUCUUUAAAGUGAAACCAAGUACAUUUGGGCCACCCAAAUCCAGACGUCGCAUUAUUAUCGCACCUCCAAUGGUAAGACCGGCUUCUGAUGGUUCAAAACCCAUUCAGACCACUGCCAUUGAUGAAAAGGAGGAAGCUGCUGCCUGGCAAGUGACCCCUGAGGUAGAAAGCUGUCCCCACACUCCGGAAGAACCUUCAGAAGCAAGAGAUGAUCUACUAAAGCUGGAAGCUUGGAUAACGGAAAGGAGAAAGCUCCGCUCUCAAUUGGAUAGCCUUGUGGAUGUUGAAAAAUGGCUAAGUCAAAAACUUUGCACCACUGAGCAAGAAGAUAGAGUCCUGGAAAACUUACAAAACUGCAGAGCAGUGAGGAAGGCUGAAAGGAAGUUAGCUGCGACCAGAAAUCUUGAAAACCUGCUGCCAAAGCACGACCUGCCUCCUCAAAGGAGAGUCAUCCCCCUUAUCAACGCUCCCUAUCCCCAGUCCCUCAUCACACUGCAUAACCUUCUGCACAAACAAAAGCUCAAGAUGGUGGACUUAUUCAGGAAGGCGGAUAAAGACAAGAAGCAAUUUAUGAGAUCAGACUUCAUUAAAGUUAUCAAGGGGGCCAAAGUCCCUAUCAGUGACAAUGACCUGGAAGAUGUGAUCAUCUUCCUUACUUCUUCAAAACGUGGGAAUUUUAUAACCAAUGACGAUCUGGUUGAAUGUCAAAAUAUAUGGCUGGAUACAAUGAGAGAUCAGACAAAACAACCUGGGGAGGCAAAAACAGCAAGUCCCCGAUUUCACACCCGAAAAGCUGUUUCUAAAACUGUUAGUCGUCCAGCAUCUGCUGCUGGCAAAACCAAAGAGACGCAGCCACUUGCUCCUAGUGAACCUGGAGCAAAGUUAACACUGUUAGAAGUUCCCCCUAUCGACACCGAACUGGAUCACAGACCUCUAAGCUAUGAGGAAAUGGAGGAGACUGGGAAGAGAUGCAGAGAGAGGAAACGAUGGGAGAAGGCCAAGGUCAAUCCAAUACAAUGGCUGGAAUGCUGUCGACUGGUGAGAUCUGGAAACAAGGCCAUUGAUGAACACUGCUUGCCAUCUACAAUGGAGAGUGAAAUGGGGGAAAUAACUGAUCAGCAUCGAAGGACCUGCUACAUGGUUUAUCUGCAGUGUCUCAAAUUAUGCAAAGAAUAUAACAUUCCACUUACCGAAAAGGUCCUGGAAAAAGCCCUGCUGUACCCAGGAGACAAAAUAAUCAAAGAAGGAGCAUAUGUGCAGAAGAUCAGACAGCCAGGGGGUCCCUAUACAACAACGGACGGGAGUCACCACCAAAGACGAGUGCUUUUAAACAGACAAAGAUUAAGAAAUGCAUUAAAAAGGGAUGCCAAAAAUGGAAUGCAUGAUACAGGGAUUAAGGGGCAACUACAUGGAAAGCAGAAGGAAUACAGAGGCAGCUGGAUGUCAUUUGAGGAUUAUGAACAGUUAACAAGACGUCUGCACACGAAGUGGUCCAAUCUGAACUACAAGUCUCACGACAAUAACUUCUGGCCAGGUCACCUUCUGGACAAGCUGCGUAUUUACCUCCCACAGAUAGCGCCUAAUCAGGAGCAUGCCCUGUUCAGCUAUGUUCGUCCAACACCACCUGUCUAUCCUGGCGUCUACAACCCACACCGCAGCUGGCCAAUCAGUGACCAGGGAUACGUGACCUAUGGAAAUACUGAGACUCAAAAGUAUUGAUGUUGUCUGGGACAGUAAUGCUAUGCACAACGAAAGCUUUGUGACCUCUCUGUCACCUCCAUGGACUUAGGCCACCAUCAUAAGCAAAAUAAAGCUAUCAAAGUAUGCAUUCCCAAAGUUAUGGGAGACUUGACAGAGCAGUUGACUUCUAGAUUGGCAAGUUUCUGUUCCUUGUGACUCAUGACACAAGACCUGGGGACAUUCAAUGAAACUGAAAGGUGGCAAAUUCAAAACUGAUAAUAUUAGACUGUGGAACUCGGCACUAUAAGACAUUGUUGAGGCUGAGAAUUUAGAAAGAUUCAAAAAGGGAUGGAGCAUUCAUAAAGAUAACAAGAAUAUCUAGACAUAAUAGUUAACGCUAAUAAAAAAUCUGGGAGAGAUAUUAACCUCAUAUUUCAGGACAAAAAACUAACUAUUAAGGAUCAAGAUUAAACCUAAUUUGGGGGUCAGAUUAUUCCACAUCCACCUAUCGUAGAGUUUCUUGCACUUUCCACUGAAGCAUCUGGUGGUAGCCACUGUCCAAGACAGGAUACUACACUCAGGUCUGAUUGAAGCUGGCAAUUCUGUUCCUGUGAUUCCAGUCCAGCUCUUUGGUGACCCAUGUAAAAUGCACUUGGCAAGUCGCAGUCUAGUUUCUACCAGAAGAUAGAGCCAAGUCACAAAAACUGCCAUCACAACUAGCCGCACUUAUUGGCAGCCUUGGGAUGGAAGAGUGAGUGGGCCAUGAUAGUGACUAAACUAACUUGUCACACUUGUAGAAAUCAGGGUCAAGGCACAUGGGUGUGGGAGGGCAGAGGAAACUUGCUCUCCUGCUGCCUACGCUGUAUCUGUUCACAAGGAUUUUGAUUUCCAUGACAAAAAUUUCUUGGUGGACCAACACUUGAAACCUGCCAAUUCUCACACAGCCUGGGGAUACUAGACUACGAGAGUAGGAACACUGGUUGUUGGGACACUGGUCUUAUCCCGGUCCCUUGAGCAGCAUGAUGGGAUCUUUAACUGCCACCUGCUCAGCCAGAGAUGGGGGGUAGUUACCCCAAUUUAAUUUAAUAGGCUGAUGAAAGAUUUAAAUAUAAAUAUAGAUAUAAAUAAAAUGU